AGUAGCCAUAGCAUAUCGUACCAUUAAUAACAUCCGGUUUAAAGGAUUUCAUUAACUCAUCCUUAAUAAUUUCGUUUUGAUUCACGGCAACCAGCACAGUUGUGGAGUUGACGAAUUGGAACGUUCUUGAGAAACGGAAGGUUACACGAUAACGAGUUAACCAUGGGGUCUAUAAUGGGAAAAGCCAUGGACGAGAACUUGAAGAAAAACCAGAAGUUUAUGCUCGAAGUGAACCAGCUAACUAUGGAGAGGCAGAUUCAGAUGCAGAAUCAGAUGAGAGAAAAACAAAUGGCCAUGAUGGUAGCUAGAGGACGAGAUAUCUUCCAGUGGUUUGGUGCUUUCUAUGGAACUUAUGCAACAUUUGCCAUUUUAGCGAAUAUGAAAACAAAGGGGAAAGCUAAAGGUAUGAUUGCUCCUCUUCUGCCGCUGACCUUCAUAUUAGGGUACCAGUAUGACCUUGCUUACGGAUCAAAGGUGGAGAGAAUGCGACAGGAGGCUGAUAGAGUCCUGGACACGGAGUCAUCCCUGCUGAAUCUCCCCCACGGUCUCCCAACAUUUGACAGCAUAGAGAAAGGAAGACUGAAGACAAAAGAUGCAAGUGCAGUCAGCAAGGGCCAUGACAUAUUCCUGUGGCGUGUCUGCUCUCGUUGUGAUAUGCUGACCAGAUGGGCCAGCCGUCCAUUGUUUAUUCCUUUCAUCAGCACCACGAUACGCGUCAGUGUACAGAAACUUUUUGGUGAAGGAAGUAUGCCGUUUUAUGCUGUGAGACGAGGACGUAACGUAGGGAUUUUUAAUGAUUGGGAUUCCUGCAAGGAACAGGUAAAUGGAUACGGUGGAGCAAGGUACAAGAAAUUUAACUCUGUUGAAGAAGCUCAAGCCUUUGUGAAUGGAAGUGACGAUGGAAGCUGUUCUACUUCCUCAGCUCAAACUAAGGAUUCCUUGUCUAGUUACUGUGGGAAGUCUGGCAACCCACAACAGAAAAAGUACACAUCAGGAGUCCGGAGCACUCCAUAUUCCAUCAAUGAUCGGCAGUAUUCGAGCUGGUCUUCAUCUUCAAAAAAGAGUGAAAUUGAUUUAGAAGAUGCGGAAGAUGAUCAUGUGUACACAGACGGAUGCUGUCUAAAUAAUGGACAGGAAAACUCCGUGGCUGGUGUAGGCGUGUACUGGGGUCCUAGUCAUCCAAGUAAUGUCAGUGAGAGAUUGCCUGGAAGACCAACAAAUAACAGAGCAGAAAUACAUGCUGCAAGAAUUGCAGUGAAACAAGCAAAAGAAAAGGGGAUGAAGAGUGUGACAGUUUUAACAGAUAGCCAGCUUCUUAUAAACGGCAUGACCUCUUGGAUUCAUAAUUGGAAGAAAAACGGAUGGACAUUGUCAGACAACACAAAAGUAAAAAACACGGAGGAUUGGAAAGCUUUGGAUACAGAGAUGACGGGUAUCAAUGUCAAAUUUAAGUAUGUGCCCGGCCACAAAGGUGUUGAUGGUAACGAGAAGGCUGACAGAUUGGCCAAUGAAGGAGCAAUGAAAGUGGCGGCGAAGUCUGGAAAAUCCUGGUUUUGGUGAUGCUGGAGUGAUCUAUUAACAGACCGUAACACUGAAUGAUAGUCAGGCUCUCGAUGCUGCACGGGUCUGCCCAGUUAUACCGACCGCAGGAAGUGACUGAAAAUUCAGAAGCUGUCUAAACUAAUAGUAGACAAUAUUUACAUGUACAUAUAUUUCUCAUGGUGUAUUUUGGUUUAUUAUUGCGUGUUGUGUUCAAUCCGUUUGUAUGAUUUACUUUAAGCAUUUUAAUAUGAUGAUUAUUUUGUGCAUCAUCAGGCUUCAAAUUUGUUACUGUACAAUACAAUGGAUUUUUCCAUAUA
Molecule: messenger RNA, 1859 nt
Organism: Ostrea edulis (European flat oyster)
Lineage: Eukaryota; Metazoa; Mollusca; Bivalvia; Ostreida; Ostreidae
Product: ribonuclease H1-like
Exons: 12
Coding region: 163-1560 (465 amino acids)
Biological process (GO): positive regulation of plasminogen activation
Cellular component (GO): plasma membrane
Molecular function (GO): RNA-DNA hybrid ribonuclease activity; nucleic acid binding
Source: RefSeq, a predicted model, not a curated record